AUGUCUGAUGAUACAACUUCAUUCGAAAGCAUCCUAGCCAAUGUCAGGAAAAGAAGAGCCGAAUUUGAACAACCAAAUUUAACACCGGUGCAGCAACAGCAGGGACUCGGAUCACAACCCCAACCACAAGCUGUAUCAAAAAAUUCUACAGAAUCCAAUGCCAAAUACACUAGUACGAAUCAGGGGAGUAAACCUAUAGUAAACUCGUUCAACCAGCAGCAUGACGAUUCUAAUGGAAAUAACAUUAUAAUUCACAAUCAAAGAAAAGCAAACACUAGUCAAACCCUAAAUAAUGCUGCUAGUGCUAGUAAGACCAUGUUUGUGAGCUCUUCACAAACCGGGAAUCCUCUAUUGAAAAGUUUAGUCAACGUGAAUUGGAGAUAUGUAAAGUCCACUCCAACCGCGCCAGUCAAUUACGACUAUCAGAUAAGAGGACGGAAUGUAGUAUUUCUUUCGUUGAGGUAUCACAAAUUACAUCCUGAAUAUAUAGGGAAGAAACUACUACCAUUUAGAAGGUCAGAAGGAAAUAUUUUGUUAUGUGUUGUUGAUGUUGAGAAUUCAGAGGAUAUCCUAAGAGAGUUGAACAAAGUAUGUAUGUUUCAAGGGUUUACGAUGCUUCUUGCUUUUUCAUUCGAGCAAGCAGGCAACUAUUUGACAUUUAUGAACAAGUAG
Molecule: messenger RNA, 672 nt
Organism: Kluyveromyces marxianus DMKU3-1042
Lineage: Eukaryota; Fungi; Ascomycota; Saccharomycetes; Saccharomycetales; Saccharomycetaceae
Gene: RAD10
Product: DNA repair protein RAD10
Exons: 1
Coding region: 1-672 (223 amino acids)
Biological process (GO): mitotic recombination; nucleotide-excision repair; UV-damage excision repair
Cellular component (GO): nucleotide-excision repair factor 1 complex; ERCC4-ERCC1 complex; nucleus
Molecular function (GO): damaged DNA binding; single-stranded DNA binding
Source: RefSeq, a predicted model, not a curated record